Messenger RNA from Purpureocillium takamizusanense, 1450 nucleotides. RefSeq lists its product as uncharacterized. The transcript has 2 exons. The record is from RefSeq and is a predicted model, not a curated record. NCBI's taxonomy places the organism in Eukaryota, Fungi, Ascomycota, Sordariomycetes, Hypocreales, Ophiocordycipitaceae. Bases 515 to 1159 code for a protein of 214 amino acids.
UACCUAUAGCUCCGUCUCCCCUCCACUCUCGACCCCUGUGCCGUCCCGUGCUGUGUGGGCUGGAACGCCGGAAUCCCCGCCGCGCUUUUGACCCUCCAUGCUGCCCAGUGCCAACUCUUCAACGAACUCACUGGGGCUGCUGCUUCGUACCUACUGCUAUUCUUAGCCGGGGGGUCCCACGAAGCCAACCAGCUCGCAUCCACCCUCUCUGUGUCGGAGGUUCCGCAAAGCUGCUCACCUGACCCGACCUGCCAAGUUCAGUACCUGAGCUACCAAGCUUCCUCCCGAGACCGGCAAGGUAUCUGCCACAGUCAUUUUUGCCUCGGGUCCUGCGUCGUCCACCUUGUAUCACUCUACUCACACAUUCUAUUCCUCCAUCCUUGACUUCCGUCUCCCCCCUCCUCCAUUCUUCUUCUGCCUCACCUUCGUUCCAUACAUACAUACUUCCUUUCCAUCCCCCAUUAACCUCUCUCCAUCGUCCCGUCACAGAGCAGAACAAAACAGAGCACCAGCAAUGUCCCGCGUAACGGCCCCCGUCUCCAAGCUCGCCCGCGCCGCCGCCGGCCCGCUCCUCGACGCCUCGGCCUCGGCACACGGCGCCGGCGCCGCCCUCAUGCCAAAGUACGCAGAGCUGCUGCGCACCCGCCGGAGUAGUGAGCACGCGGAUUCCUCGCGCGGCCUCACCACCACUCACCGUCCCACGCCGCAACCCUCCAUCGCCAACCGGACCAAGCCCCUCAUGCAGACCUUCCACUCCUCUUCCUCGUUCUCGUCCUCUGCGUCCGCCGCGCACCUGGACGCCGCCUUCCUCCCCUCAAUGGCGGACCUCGCCGGCCCGUCGGCCUCCGCCUCGGGUCCGCGCGUGCCCCUCCUCCCGGACAACUACUCGGCCGCGCACGCCGCCGACGCCUCCGACGCUACCGUCCAGCUUCCCGAGGUCUCCAUCGUUGCCGCCAACCCGGAGAACGUCAUCCCCGGGACGCCCCUUUCCGAGGUCGAGGGCAUUGGGCUCGACGGCGUGGAGCUCAAGUUCGUCCACGAGGGCCGGUCCAACCGCAUCCACGAGCUCGAGAGCGAGGGGCAGAGCGGUGGCAUGCUGCGCGACCUGUGGAAAGGCAUGGUCGACGAUGUCCUCGGUCCUUCUAAACGCACCGCCUAAGCGCGGCCGGCUUUCCUCUACCGCUUGGCAUGGGGCUGACCCCUUUUGUCUUAUGGGAUUUCUGCUCGGUGGUGUUUCAUAACGAUGUAACGAUAUGGGCUGGGCGAGCCGAUCGCGGCUCGGCAUGGACGUCCCUCGUUUGGAACGUGAGCGCUUAUACUUGAUUUUAUAGCUACCUAAUAACCUGCCUGAUUCGCGCCUGUUGGCCGACAGAAGCAAACCGACCGCAGUACGGUCGACAACUAGCAUACACUGACCCCAUUGGGCCCGCGAUGCCGUGCCAUACAAAGC